Molecule: messenger RNA, 3995 nt
Organism: Pimephales promelas (fathead minnow)
Lineage: Eukaryota; Metazoa; Chordata; Actinopteri; Cypriniformes; Leuciscidae
Product: SH3-containing GRB2-like protein 3-interacting protein 1
Biological process (GO): synaptic vesicle endocytosis; clathrin-dependent endocytosis; clathrin coat assembly
Cellular component (GO): plasma membrane; clathrin-coated pit; clathrin-coated vesicle
Source: RefSeq, a predicted model, not a curated record
AGACCCUCCCACACUCUCGUUCUCCGUUCAUCGGCUGUCUGUCCUCAGCAUCCCCUCUAUGGUCAUGGCGUGUGUGGAUGCUGCUGAUGCGGCGGUGCCCGGGGCCUAACACACCGGUUACGGGGAAACCCGCGAGACUAAGACGUCAGGGGCUGGGCAGUAUGAGCCUUUCCUUUAACAACCGGUCACCGGAUCACUACUGUAUCUCGUGUCAGCUUGUUUGCUUGCGUGAAACCGAGGAAUGAAGUGCUGCAACCAUGAUGCAAGGACUGAAAAAGCGUACCCGAAAGGCCUUCGGGAUACGGAAGAAGGAAAAGGACAGUGACUCCACUGGAUCACCAGACAAAGAAAAAUCUAAAAAAUCCAAUGGUGCACCCAAUGGUUUUUACGGUGAGAUCGACUGGGAUCGAUAUAACUCUCCUGAUGUGGACGAUGAAGGGUACAGCGUUAAACCUGGAGAACAAGGGGGAACAGCUUCAAAGGUCAAGAUGGUCUGCUCCUCCAGUGAGUCAGAGGGAGAGGGAGAGGAGGAGCCUGGGAAGAAGUUUAAGAUCAAGAUCAAGCCAUUGGCAGCAAACAGUGGAACCUGCACAGUAUCUACUAUGGAUGAGCUGAAGGCUUCAGUGGGGACGCUGGCCAUAUCUCCUUCACCUCUGAGAAAGAGUCCGAGACGAAGUCCAUGCCAGAUGAAACGAAACCUAUCAAGUGAGGAGAUUGCCAGACCAAGACGAUCUACUCCAACACCCACGACAACCCCAGGGCCUGGUUCAGACCCGCCCAGAGAAUACACAGCAGCGUUUUACGGCUCACCGUUUGAGACCAAUUUUGAAGCACACAACUCAGAAGUGUUCCUGGCUGAGCCGGAGCCGUGGUGUCAGUCCGCUUCUCUCUCCACCUGUGUUCUGAGCAGAUCUCUGCCCACUGCAGUUCCGCCUCCACUUCCUCCAAAGAACAUUCCUGUGACUCCACCUGGACGCAGCUCUAGCUCUGUAGAAUCCUCCGGUUAUUAUAGCAUGGUUCCUAGUGUCAGAGGACAUGGAUCAGCUUCGGCCUAUCAGGAUUCCUCAUUAUCUGACCCGGCCGCAGCGGCAUUUAUGCCUGACUUGGACUGUGUUUUCGGGCCUGUAGAGACGCCCAGGUCUGGAUCAGAUGUGGUGCAGUGCAGUUGGGUGAGCUUCAGCGAGGGCUCUCCCGCCAGACCUCCUCCACCAGAUGAACCCGCCCCUUCCCCACCUCUGUCCUCUUCCCCUGCGGACUCGCCUCCGACCUCGCCCCUCCACCUGCCGCCUCCCGCCUCGCCCCCUCCCCCUCUCCACUCCAUCCCGCCUCCAGAUUCACCUCCACCACCACCGCCCUUAGACUCACCUCUGAGUCCCUUGGACCUUCCCUGCUGCUUUCAGCUCCCAGAGCCUGAGCUCAACCUAGAGUCCCCCGUGACCCCUGCCAGCCCUGGACUGCCCUUCCUGCCUGCGGACCACCCUCCACAUGGAGCCAUACCUUCUCCUCUCACCUUGAGAGACGACAGUAGAAGAACCCCCGACUUGGCGAGCAUGAGGGACGAGUUUACUGUGUUUGGCACAUCACCCAAAGACUUUGCAGCUGGAAGCUUCAGAGGAACCCCACCUCCACUGCCCCCUCCCACUUACAGGAGCGUGAUGGGCUCCCCGGGGCCCGGCAGUGGGCCGUCCUCUCCCGCACGUGCUGGCACUCCUCUGUCUGCUGGCAGCCCCAUCCCGCCUCUUCCACCGAGACCAUCAUCACGACCAAAACUACCACCUGGAAAACCAAACCUAGCAGAUCUGGCCCGUCCCUUCAGCCCCCCGAUCCACUCCUGGAGUCCUCCACCCUUUGCUCCUCUGGCCAGAGCUGAGAGCACCUCCUCCAUCUCUUCCGUCACCUCUGUGAGCGCAGCCUCCACACCUACACUAGGCCGAGAACUGAACCUCUCUGUGUCAGCAUGUUCCAGAGGUCCUAGUCCUCUCACAAUGGGACCCCAAGACACACUACCAGUGGCAGCCGCCUUCACGGAGACCAUCAGCGCCUACUUUAAAGGAGCAGAUCCAACUAGGUGUUUGGUGAAGAUCACUGGUGAGAUGGUGCUGUCUUUCCCAGCAGGGAUCACCAGACACUUCUCCAGCCACCCCAGUCCACCAGUGCUGACCUUCACCAUCAGCCAGUACAGUCAGCUGGACCAGGUCCUUCCCAACCCACAGCUGCUGUGCUGCGACACCACACCACCUACAGGUGACGCGAAGGAGUUCUGGGUGAAUAUGCCAAACUUGUUGAGUCACCUGAAGAAAGUGGCUGAGCAGAGGCCACAGGCCACGUAUUACAAUGUGGACAUGCUGAAGUACCAGGUGUCCACUCAAGGGAUCCAGUCCACGCCGCUGAACCUUGCGGUGAGCUGGCGUGGUGAUGCCAGCAGCACAGACCUCAGGAUAGACUAUAAAUACAACACAGAGGCCAUGGCCACUCCCACACCUCUCACCAACAUCCACUUCAUGGUAGCUGUGGAUGGUGGCGUGAACAAACUCCAGGCCAUGCUUCCACCUGCAACCUGGAACCCAGAGACGCAGAAAAUUGCGUGGAAGAUCCCAGAGCUCUCACAGAGGUCUGAAAAUGGAGGGGUUGGCGCUCUUCUGGCUCGCUUCCAGCUAGCCGACGGCCCCAGUCGACCAUCGCAGCUGGCAGUGCAGUUCACCAGUGAGGGCUGCACUCUGUCUGGCUGCGAUUUUCAACUUUUAGGUUCAGGCUAUAGACUAUCCUUGGUUAAAAAAAGGUUUUCUGCAGGUAAAUAUCUGGCAGACAACUGACCUGGCUUCAGCGACGACCUGCUGGAUGAUGGAUGGGCUGUGAGUGGGAUGUUAGGAUGCUCUUUUGGCACUACAAAGACUUUCAAAAAUGUUUUUAAACGAAAUUCCAGAAGUACAGCACUCAAAAUCUCACUUACAAUGUCUGGUGUAGAAUAUCAUCAGUGCGUUCUGUGGGUGUGUGUGUGUGUAUAUUAGCAAAUAUUUUGUGUGUAUAUGAUAAAACUUCAGGACAAAUGCAAUACGUGGACUUUUUCCGCUGGGUUCUUGCAGAAGGCAGAGUUUUCUUUUUCACUUAUUGCACAUUCUCUUUUUCACUCAAACCAAACACACUUAGUGACAUUACAAUCUAAUGAUACCAGGGUUCACAUAGGCUAUAGGAACACACGUCAGAAGUGUUUGGCUUUCUUUUAGUUAUUUUGAUCGAUUCUAAACAGUUCGAUUUAACUAUAAUUAAGUCUCAAUUCCCAGAUAAUGCUACAAAUAACACUUUACAAUGAGAUAGAGUUUGUUAACAUUAGUUGAUGUAUUAAACCCAGGACACACCAAACCGACAGUCGAAUGUCAGCCCGUUUUCGAGUGUCGUCGGAUUUGGUUUUUUUUUGGUUGGCUCUCUUUGGACACCGUCUGCGUUUUAUGGGCUGAUUCAGCAUGUUGAGAAAGAACUAUGAUUGGCUGUUUAGUUAAGCGAACGAGUCAGUGCACACAGACAGAAGGCUGUUAAAAUUUUACGUCAUCUUACCUGAGCAUUCGAAUACGUGAAUAUUUUCAUAAUAACAAGAGCCGACUGGAAUGAAGAAAGUGAUCAGGUUGAUUGAUGUUCAAAAUAGGAAGCAAGCGCUGCUUUGUUUAUGGUUUGUAUAUCUACAGUUUUAGAUUCGGUUUUCCUUUUUGAAUGACGAAAAUAGACUAUUGAUACCUGCUGAUAUAGACAAAUAUUCCCUUGCAUGCAGGGCCAAAAUGCACAUGCUAGUUGACAGUUGCUUUAGUCAUUUUGGUGUGUUCAAGCGCCAAUGAGAGGCGACAACACAUUGCCACCAGUUCUUUGACGUCGGCUUGGUGUGUCCUGGGCUUUUGGUAUCGACAACAUAGUUACAGCCUUUUUAAAUCUAGGUUAAUGUUAAUUUCGGCAUUUACACUACCAUUCAAAAGUUUGGGGUCAGUAAGGUUUAUGAUUUUAAUUUU